CCCUCAAAGGGUGGCAACUGCAAGUUCACUACGGGGUAGCUUCAGACAGGUUGUGGAAGUCCUACAUUCUUCGCCCAGUCGAAUUAGGUUGGACUUAAUCCUCCCGGAUUUUGUCUAAAUUGACGGUCAGACAAACAGUUAAACGGGCAGCAGUGUUGAUCAAGACACAGAAUGGCUGCAUUGCAUCGUCUGGGGCAGUGCCACUUCACGCGCAUUGCUAUCUCUCAUUUUCACACGAGCAGCCGUGCCUUUGCCAAACAGCACUACAAAAUGCUUGUGCUGGGAGGAGGAAGUGGGGGCAUUUCAAUGAGUGCACGAAUGAAGAGGAUGAUGGGAGCUGAGAAUGUGGCUGUUGUGGAGCCCAGUGAGAUGCACUACUAUCAGCCAAUAUGGACCCUGGUUGGUGCUGGUGCAAAAACUUUAAUCUCAUCCAGUCGUUCCACUGCAAGUGUUAUGCCGUCUGGAGUGAAGUGGGUGAAAUCUAAAGUUCAGGAAAUAAACCCAGACACAAAUACUGUACGCACAGACGAUGGGUCUGAAAUCUCCUAUGAGUAUUUGAUUGUGGCUCUUGGUUUACAACUGCAUUUUGAAAAGAUCAAAGGACUGCCAGAAGGAUUUGAACAUCCAAAGAUUGGGUCAAACUACUCAGUCCAAACUGUGGAGAAAACAUGGAAAGCACUGCAGGACUUCAAAGAGGGCAAUGCUGUGUUCACUUUCCCAAAUACUCCUGUGAAAUGUGCUGGAGCUCCACAGAAGAUCAUGUAUCUAACAGAUGCCUUUCUCAGAAAAACAGGAAAAAGGGAUAAGGCCAAUAUAAUAUACAACACAUCCCUACCUGUGCUUUUUGGGAUCAAGAAAUAUGCUGACUCAUUGUGGGACAUUGUGAAACAGCGUGACCUACAAGUGAACCUUAGGCAAAACCUGAUUGAAGUGCGGGCAGACAAGAAAGAAGCUGUAUUUGAAAAUCUUGACAAACCAGGCGAAACCAAAGUGUUUGAGUAUGAAAUGCUUCAUGUCACACCACCAAUGGGACCCAAUUUGGUGAUUAAAGGCAGUCCGCUGGCAGAUGAGGCUGGCUGGUUGGAUAUCAACAAAGACCACCUACAACAUAAGAGGUAUCCCAAUGUGUUUGGGAUAGGAGACUGUACCAACCUGCCCACAGCCAAAACGGGUGCUGCUGUCGCUGCACAGACUGCGAUCUUAAAUAGAACCAUCAGCAAAAUACUGAAAAAUGAAAAGCCAGAUAAGAAGUAUGAUGGCUACACCUCAUGUCCGUUGGUUACAAGCUACAACACAGUGAUUCUAGCAGAGUUUGACUACAACGGACAACCACUGGAAACAUUCCCCAUCAACCAAGCCAAAGAAAGAAGAACCAUGUAUCACAUGAAAGCUGAUGUGAUGCCUCAUCUCUAUUGGCAUGGGCUUCUACGGGGCCUGUGGGGUGGACCAGGACCAUACAGGAAACUCUUUCAUCUUGGGAUGAAAUGAAACCUCACCAUCAGUUUGCAAGUAAAUAGCUAUAUUCCCUAAACUAUUAGGGAAAGAAGUAGCACAUUAAAUCCAUCAUGCUCAAAAAGGGUGGACACAUACUGUAUGGUGGCUAGUGUGGUGGUAAUAUGUAUGACCUGGACAUCAUGAUUAAUCACAACAAGUUUGAUGAAGUUAUCAUGAAUAUUUAAAUAUCUAGAUUUAGUUAAACCUGCAUUAAGUGGUGCAUUGAUAUUACCAUGGAAUAAAAUGACUCUCUGUAAUGAGAGAGUAGAAAACACUGAGAAUUAACACUCCACUCUGCAGUUCUAUGUAGCUUUUAGCUGCUUAUAUGUCAAUCUUUUGGUUCGUUUGACGGCACAUUGAGGUCUUGCACUCAAUUAAGUCAGUUGGUUUCCCCUCAGUCCCACUGCCUAACUGAAGUUAGCCAGGCUCUUCUUCCCUUCUUGCUGCAGAGUAUAUAAUAUAGGUUAUGUUGUCCGUUUUACAUUGAAUAAACUACCCAAUUAGUAUUUUUUUAAUUGGCCAUAGCAUAAAUAAACAAUUAAAAAUGUUGAUGUUUUUGGUAUAUUACAUGAUCAUUUGUUUUUUUCAGGGAUGCUCAACGCUAUAGCUGCAAUUGUUGUGUUGAUAGUAUUUCCUAAUUACAGUAUACAAAAUAUAGUCUUUUUCAGAUUGCUGCACUAACAAUUGUGUAUAUUGACGGAAGUCAGUUAUUGUGUAUUUUCUUGCCAUUUUAGGAUCUUAAUAGUCUUCAGGUUUGUCUCUAACUUAAAUGCUAAAGCAUCCAGUUUUUCUUUUUUUUUUUCACAGUACUAUGUUAAUCAUUUGUACGAGUGAUUUUCUUUGGGAGUGCUUGACCAUUAACAUGCAAGUGCUUUUCUUACACUUAAACAUCAAUGUCAGAAAUAUAGUUUUGUACAUGGUGAUUAUUUUUCCACAAGUGCUUAACUGAGAUAUUAAACAUCUUGGUGGUUAUACAGUCAGUGCAAACUUCAUUAUUGUAUUAAUCUUUGAUCAUUAAAAUGAGUGUAUACAUAAAAA
Molecule: messenger RNA, 2532 nt
Organism: Perca fluviatilis (European perch)
Lineage: Eukaryota; Metazoa; Chordata; Actinopteri; Perciformes; Percidae
Gene: sqor
Product: sulfide quinone oxidoreductase
Exons: 10
Coding region: 172-1488 (438 amino acids)
Cellular component (GO): mitochondrion
Molecular function (GO): sulfide:quinone oxidoreductase activity; FAD binding
Source: RefSeq, a predicted model, not a curated record